This is a messenger RNA of Cyclopterus lumpus (lumpfish), 4878 nucleotides long. RefSeq names its product tubulin tyrosine ligase-like family, member 4 (gene ttll4). Lineage: Eukaryota; Metazoa; Chordata; Actinopteri; Perciformes; Cyclopteridae. Gene Ontology annotation, cellular component: cilium. The transcript has 21 exons. The coding region runs from base 712 to 3798 and encodes 1028 amino acids. Gene Ontology annotation, biological process: protein polyglutamylation; microtubule cytoskeleton organization. Gene Ontology annotation, molecular function: tubulin-glutamic acid ligase activity; tubulin binding. The record is from RefSeq and is a predicted model, not a curated record.
UUAGACGAUCUUUGGUCGUGACGUUUCACUCCACUUGGAUUUUUUAUUUUUUUAGCUAGCUAGCGUUACUUCAACGCUAGAACCUCUAAACCGCGACCGACCAGCGGGACGACAUGCUAGUCACAUCACACGUGGCGAACGGUGAAAGUUGCCGUUUCAUUUCCUCCCGCGGAUCAACCGAGGAAAGUAUGAGAACUCCGAUCCCCUCCGCGACCCGACACCUCGGCGUGAGCCGGGUCUCGUCCUGAAGCCCCACAUUCCCACGCCCAGUUGAAGAGGAAAGAGGAAACUCCGUUUCUGGCUCGAGUGGGAAUCGCUUUGCCUCACCUUACCGUGCCUGUCGGUCCGAGCCUCGUGUGAAGGCUCGCCGCCCCCCCCCCGCGUACCGCUGUCACUGCAUCUGUGGCGGCAGUUAUGUUUACUGUCAGUCGGGACUUCUCAAGAACUGGUAAUCUAUCUGUAGUGACCAACGGCAAAUAUUCCACUUUAUUCCACUGGAGCUAGCUGACGUUUUUACAAAAAGGUCAUUCCUUCAGAAGAACCAGAGGUGAGCUGCCAGGAGGAGCAGUGUGGCGGGGGGUUGGGGGAGGGGGGUUCGUUUAGGGAAGAGAACCUUCCUCCACCUCAGCCGUGACUGUUACUGCUAUACUGCCUAUUGAUCUCCGCGUUUGCCCUUCGGAGAUACCCACAGGCCUCGUUGAGCGGUUUGCCAUGCCCACCAACCAGUCCUCCCCCUGGGACGGGGCCAAGCUCCGGGCUCGCUGCAACGCCGAUAGUCCCCCCGCUGCGAUCUGUGUCGGCACGCACGCCGCCGAGACGGUCGUGGCCAUGAAAGUGCCUUUCGGUCAGACGUCUCUCGAGCCGGCCGGGAGAAAGGACCGAGCCAAACCUGUCGUCUCGUCCGCUUCCCCCUCGAGGCGGCCGAAGACGGCUGCGUUAACCAACGCCCACAGCCAAUUCACCGCAGUGCCAGACGGGUCUCCAAACUCGCCACGGCAGCUCAACGGGACUCCAAACCCGCACCGGGUGCCGAAGCCGGCCGGCGGCCGCCUCACAGAACCCCGUGCCCCUUCUUCCACCCCGAAGAAGAAACGUCCCGUUGGGUUUAAUGUCCAGCAGCGACGCACGCCGCAACCGGGAAGCGGCGUGGCGACGAGCGGACGUCCGGCGACCACAGGGGGCGCGCCGCUUCUUUCUUCUGUUUGCCACCGGGACCCGAUCAUCAUCAUCGACGGGCAAACCAACAAGUCGAUGCCCGAAGCUGCAGACCGUUCCUCCUCGCCAUCGGUGCCUCCUCUGUGCCUUACCGUCUGCGACCACCAGGGGGCGGCAUCGAGAAAGGACUCCUCCGACGAGACUAGAAGAAGCACAACGACGACGGCAACAAGGAGGAGCCAAUCAGCCAAAGCGCCGAAAUGCAGCCGGGAACGCGACGGUCGCACAACGACGACCGCUCCAAACAACCCGCCGGUGGGAAGAGGGGUUCCCCCGGCGACGACAAACGGCCACGCCCGAACCUCGGCAUCCCCGGACCCGGGAAGUCGGCGUCCACCGGGAAGCACCGCGGCGUCCGCGUGCAGAGGAAUCAGUCUCCCAGACGCCAGUCCAUCUCCAAAUGUCCCCACGCCAACUUUGCUCAGUGCCAACGUCAGUGCCACACCGCAGGGUGCCGUCACAGCCGUGACCUCCGUGACCUCUCAGAUCUCCGCCAUCUACCUAACCAGCCAGGGACCGCCGGCCUCCUCGUCGUCUCCGGUCUCUUCCUCACCGUCGCCGACAGAGGACGGCCUGGUUGGAGAGACCCGGCUGUCUGGCCAAGAUUGUGUCCUGCAGGUGGACGGAGUUGAGGAGGAGCUGCCCGGUGAGCUGGAAAAUGCAUGUAGUGAUGACGAUGAUUCCGACUGUUCGUCCAUCAACGGCUCGUCAUCCACAGCCUCCAUCACGCCCCUUUCUGGCGUCGAGGAGACGAUGUCUUUGGGGGCCGAAGACGAGCGAGAGGAGAGGCCGGCGUUGGUUCCCAGCUUGUUCGCCUCCAUCGCUCCAACGCUCUACUUCAGCACCGCCGAUGAGAAAGUGGAGCUGCUGCCAGCGGACCAGAGACGACUCCUCAGGUGGAAGAUCAGCACCGUCACCCCGAACAUCGUCAAGCACACCAUCGGCAGGUCGCACUUCAAAGUCACCAAGAAAAGCCACGACUGGUUGGGCUGCUGGGGACACCACAUGAAGUCUCCUUGCUUCAAGGCCCUCGGAGAGCACCAGAAGUUGAACCACUUCCCGGGAACAUUCCAGAUCGGCAGGAAGGACCGGCUGUGGAGGAACCUGUCCAAGAUGCAGCUCUGCUUCGGCAAACGGGAGUUCGGCUUCUUCCCGCGCACCUUCGUCCUGCCUCAGGACAUCAAGCUGCUCCGCAAGGCCUGGGAGGACGGGGGCUCCCGGCAGAAAUGGAUCAUCAAACCGCCCGCGUCAGCCAGAGGAAUCGGUAUCCAGGUCAUCCACAAAUGGGGCCAGAUGCCCCGCAAGAGACCGCUGCUGGUCCAGAAGUACCUCCACAAGCCCUACCUCAUCAGCGGCAACAAGUUCGACCUGCGGAUCUACGUCUACGUGACCUGCUACGACCCGCUCAGGAUCUACAUCUUCUCCGACGGGCUGGUUCGCUUCGCCAGCUGCAAGUAUUCAUCUUCCAUGAAGACUCUGGGCAACAAGUUCAUGCACCUGACCAACUACAGCGUCAACAAGAAGAACUCUGAGUACCAGACCAACAGCGACGACAAGGCCUGCCAGGGGCACAAAUGGACGUUGAAGUCUCUGUGGCAGUUUCUUGGUUCAAAGGGAGUCAACACCACUCUGAUCUGGGAGAAGAUUAAAGACAUCGUGAUCAAAACCAUCAUCGGGUCAGAACCGUACGUGAACAGCCUGCUGAAGAUGCACGUCCGGGCGCCCUACAGCUGCCACGAGCUGUUCGGCUUCGACAUCAUGCUGGACGAGAAGCUCAAACCCUGGAUCCUGGAGGUCAACAUAUCGCCAAGCCUCCAUUCCAACACGGCGCUGGAUGUUGCGGUUAAAGGUCAGAUGAUCAGAGACCUCCUGAACCUGGCGGGCUUCCGUAUUCCCGAAAAAGAAGACGUGGUCGCUCCCUGCAGUAGCGCUUCCAGCUCCACCAGCAGUCUGUGUGUGGGGACCAGGGAGAGGACCAAGCCAGUGUCUGCUGAUGAGAAGGUCAAACGGGCCUUUUACCUCGCCCGGCGCUACGCCGACCAGGACUUCCUCUCCACGGCGCUGGACGUCUUGACCCCGGAGGACGUCCGCGUGCUGGCGGAGAGCGAGGACGAGCUGACUCGCCUCGGACAGUUCGAGCGCAUCUUCCCGUCGCCGGCGUCGUCCCGCUACCUUCGCUUCUUCGAGUGUCCGAGAUACCUCAACGUCCUGCUGGACCAGUGGGAGCAGAAGUACUGCGGCAGCAGGGCCAAAGGUAUCGGUCUGCUGACGUCUCUCUGUGAGAAAGGAGUCCAUCUGGGGACCAGUGACCCUCUUCACACGUGGUCCAAGAGUAGCUACAUCUCAAGUUUUGAGCCCCACAAAGAAAACCUCGUUGGUCCCUCCAGAUCAAGGGUGGUGGUCACCCACCAGCACCGCUCCCAUCCCGACGACUCCGACGAGGGUUCGGACACGGAGACGGCCUCGGUCUCCAGCUCGCCCACGUCUCCGAGUCCCGGGUCCAGUGGGACCAGCAGCGCCCGUGCGAGCCCUCAGCCCGGCCUCGCCCUGAGCCUGCUGCCCCAGCAGUUCGCUUCCCUCUGACACUCCCUCGGGUUUGCUCACGGCACCCAGAACCGACACACAGAGCUCAGGGUCUAGGACUUCACGUUGUUGUUACAGUGGAUUUUGGGGGGUUUUAAACAGAAUUGUGUUGAGCUAUCAGAAGGAGGCAUGAACAGUGACUACUAAAGGGUCUUUUUGGGGGUCAGAAAAUUGACUGUUUUGUCUUUUUUAGUGCUUAAAUCAAAAACUUUAACAACGAGGCAACGUUAAACGCAGUCGGCCGAUAAAGUACGAGGAGGCAGCGAAUGUGUAAGUGUUUGGCUCCCCGACGAACUCGUGGGCGGUACUUCGUCGUCAACGGCAACCUGCAACACUCACCACGCCAGAACAUGAGCGGCUGUGCCAAUUUUUAUUUAUUUUAAAUUUGAUAUGAAACCCUCGGGAUCUCAUCCGCCUACACGUGUGUCGGUCCAUCGCGUUUAGCGUUAGCUUUAGCGUUAGCUUUAGCGUUAGCGUUAGCUUUCUGCCAGCGCUACCACAGAGACUCUUAACUGAUAACCAAUGACACCGGAAGGCCGUUUACUAAAAGACGUCACGAGACAAAAGAUCGGUCAUUUAACUUUCAGUUUAAAAAAAAAAAAAAACUAAACAAUUAGACUUUUAAAAAAGGGCUUUUUGUUUUUUUCUAGUGAAUAGAAUUAUAUAGAAUAUUUCUCGUGAGAUGCCAAAUCCAAAGUGUGUCAUUAACGCGAGCCUAACGUACGUCUUGAACACAUUAACCGUGAGAGUUGAGUUAGGAUUCAGUGUUUGCUGUGUUUGAGGGUGAAGAUUUGUGACGUGUGUAUAUCUGCUGUGAGGACACGACUUGAAGGGUUUUAGGGGGCGCACUUUUUGAUCUAAAAGCCAACAUCUAUAACGGGCGAUAACUUGGUUAUGUUGUCCGAUUCCACUUGAACGCACCGCCGUCACGCUGCUUCUCAGAGUACAUAUUAUACUUUACUGAGUUAAAUAACAAUGUUUGAAGUUGUUAGGGGUUUUUUUUUAACAUAAAGGAAAUGUUCAAAGUCAGUGGAGAUGAUCAUAUUUUUUACUAACCUGGCAAUUGUAAAAAAAAAAAAA